Dichomitus squalens LYAD-421 SS1 is the source of this 2040-nucleotide messenger RNA. RefSeq names its product MFS general substrate transporter. The record is from RefSeq and is a predicted model, not a curated record. Gene Ontology annotation, biological process: transmembrane transport. Gene Ontology annotation, molecular function: transmembrane transporter activity. Lineage: Eukaryota; Fungi; Basidiomycota; Agaricomycetes; Polyporales; Polyporaceae. Bases 24 to 1949 code for a protein of 641 amino acids. The transcript has 14 exons.
UUUAAUCCGCCAGACCUAUCCCCAUGUCUCGCAGAGGCUACAGUCUCAUUCCCCAGUCGCCUACAGCAGACGGGCGCGAUGUUUCGCCCAUCGAUACCCGCCGUUCUGUUCUCAGUACAGUAUCCACUCUAGACCCGGAAAUCGCGGAAGAGCUGGAGGCCGAGGAGGACGCACACGUUGGAGUUAGGACCGUCGAGGCAGCAGAGCAGGUGUUCGGAAAGCACUCUACAUGGUUCCUGUUCAUUGGAAUUGGGCUAGCUUCCUAUGUCUACUCGCUCGACAACCAAACGACGUCCAACUACCUCGCCUUUGCCACCUCGUACUUCGGCGCGCACAGCCUCAUAUCGUCCAUACAAGUCGUUCAAUCUAUUCUUGGCAAGUUCUGUGCCUAUGUACCCCAUGUAGCAUGCAUUGAAUAUGGGUGGGCCGCAGUUGCCGUGGGGAAACCUAUCAUCGCAAAGGUCGCGGACGUGACCUCUCGUGCUACUGCAUAUCUUGUCGUUCUCGUAUUCUAUGUGUCAGGAUAUGCUAUCAUCGCCUCCGCACCUAGUGUUGGUGCUAUCGCUAUCGGAAUUGUCUUCUAUGCUAUCGGAUACACAGGACUGCAGCUGCUCACGUCUGUUAUCAUCGCUGAUAUUACCACUCUCAAAUGGCGUGGCCUCGUCUCCGGUAUGACAUCCGCCCCGUUCCUUGUGAACGCCAUCAUUGGCUCGAAGGUCGCCAACGCCGUGCUCGAACAUCUCGGAUGGCGAUGGGGCUAUGGCAUGUUUGCCAUAUUGGUCCCGGCCGCGUUGACACCCCUGAUCCUUACGCUCUUCUGGGGAGAGCGACAAGCCAAGAAGCUUGGAUUGGUCGACGCACCCCUACUUCGCGCAGAUAUAGCGCCACGGGUGAAGGGGAGAUUCUUGCGGAGCGCAUGGCUAUUUGCCGAGCAACUCGACCUCGUCGGUCUCGUGCUACUGGGCACCGCUGUUGCACUCAUUCUCCUUCCCAUGACCCUCGCACAGCGCGCCAAGAACAGCUGGAGCAGUCCGAACAUGAUCGCGAUGCUCGUCCUCGGCUGGAUCUUACUUCCCGUCUUCGCUCUCUGGGACAUCAAAUUCGCUAAGCGGCCUGUCAUCGCCCGAAGAUUCUUAACGAAUAGGACUGUCGUCUUCGUGGCCUUCAUCGGAUUCUUCGAUUUUCUCUCGUUCUUCUUGACCUUUACGUAUCUAUCCUCCUUCGUUCUGGUGACGAAGUCAUGGUCAAUGACGGACGUCUUCUACUUCGGCCAAGCGCAGACGGUGGGGUUGACCGUGUUCGGUAUCCUCGCUGGCAUCAUCAUGCGAUUCACCCAGCGCUACAAGUCUCUCCUCGUCGUCGGUCUCUUUAUUCGUCUAGUCGGCGUGGGUCUCAUGAUCCAUUCGCGCGGCCAACACAGCUCCGAUGCUGAGCUCAUCUGGACACAAGUACUCCAAGGCCUCGGUGGCGGAUUCGCGGCGAUUUGCUCUGGCGUAGGUGCCCAAGCUUCCGUUCCGCACGCCGAUGUUGCCAUGGUCAUUGCGAUUGUCCUUCUCUGGACCGAGAUCGGCGCAGGCGUUGGCGGUAGCAUUGCCGGAGCAAUCUGGUCGGGUUUAAUGCCCGAUAGACUUAGGCAGUACCUCCCAAAUCUCUCGCAGGAGGAGCGCGACGUGCUGUUUGGCGAUAUCACGGCCGUACGCGAGCGGACGAUGGACGACCCCGUACGCCAAGGCGUCAUCAGUGCGUAUAGCGAUACUAUGAAGAUUAUGCUAAUCCUCGCGACCGCUUUGAGCUUCAUUCCGCUCAUCCUCUCCAUCUUCAUGCCUAACUGGUAUCUCGGCGACCAGCAGAACGCUGUCGAGGAGGCGGACUUCAGCAGCAGACGAAGCCGAGGUGCGUCGCUCGUAAGGCCGCGUCCAAGCGAGGAUGAGGACAAUAGGGAGGUUUAAGUAGCGAGAUAUACGAUGUUGUUUCAGGACAAUGUUCGCAUAGGAUGUAUUCCUCGCUUUGUUGAACUGAAUGGCCUGCCUUUUCUAUCCC